Molecule: messenger RNA, 1083 nt
Organism: Plasmodium fragile
Lineage: Eukaryota; Apicomplexa; Aconoidasida; Haemosporida; Plasmodiidae
Exons: 11
Coding region: 1-1083 (360 amino acids)
Source: RefSeq, a predicted model, not a curated record
AUGGGCGAUUACAGGAGGAAAAUCCCCAUCUAUAACGAUUACGAGAAAAAGAAAGAUCUGUUAAAAUUUUCCUUUUUAAAAGAUGGAGAGGAGGAACAAAGAGACGUCCAGAAAAAACACACAACGGAGGAGGUCCAAUUUAUUAGUAAGUAUCACAAAAGGGCAAGAAGAGUGGAAGAACGUCUUACGAAAAGGUGCAAAAAACAGGGGACAAGAAAAUACCCAUUUUGCUUCUUCUACACUUUGUUUGCAAACAAACUGAAGGAAGACAACAGCGAGAGUUACUAUGCCCACGAGAAGAAGUUCCCCUUUCUCAUCGACACGACUGUGAAGAAACCAGAUAUAACUAGAAGCAUGCAAGAUGUGCUAAAUAACAUCUAUGAACAGGAUGAUGCUGAGAAAAUUCGAUUAUCCGAAGACAUUAAAACGAAAGAGGUGUUGCUUGAGAGGAGGAAGAAACUGUUUCUUCAGGAGUUGGGUGGUGGCGAAAUGGUGGAUGUCCAUGCGGAGCUGUUUUUAGACCCACAGAAAGAUUACGGUGACGCAGUAAAGAAUAAAAAUAAAAUGUUGACUCUGAAGAAUUACGGAUUGGGACAGUCCCCGUCCGAUUUUGUUUUUUCAUACCCGCAAGUUAAAGCUAACCACAAACAAAACGAGGGCAAGAAAAAUGCCUACACGUGGGCAGAUGAUGUAUAUGGACCGAUGCACUACAUUAGUAGUUCUGCUUUCACCUGGAACGCGACUUUAUUUUAUUUUAUUUUUUGUGUCGUAACCCAAAAAACAGAAGGAAGAGGUGGAUAUGCAAGCGAAAUGGUGAAGUCGCACAUACGAAAAAACAAAUACGAGGGAAUCACAAAAAGGUUAAACGUGCACAAUGUAGAAGAUUUAUACACAGGAAAAAAUCAGGAAAUGAGGGAACAGGCAGGUUCGCACGGAGGAAACAUUACAACGAAGAGUAUCUUCUUGAUGAAAAACAGACUGAGAUAUAUUAACCACACCAGAAAUAGCCACUUCGUAGAGAGUUAUUUGAAAGAACGCCCGAGAAUUAUUCUGAGGUAUAAAGGAUUUCAAAAAAGGCUAUAA